Messenger RNA from Coffea arabica (coffee), 1472 nucleotides. NCBI's taxonomy places the organism in Eukaryota, Viridiplantae, Streptophyta, Magnoliopsida, Gentianales, Rubiaceae. The record is from RefSeq and is a predicted model, not a curated record.
AGUACUGUUCACGCGUACUGUUCACGCGUCUCGAGUUUUGACCCUUUCUUGGGUUUGAAGUGCUAUUCGCUAUGGCUGAAAGUUUAUCAAAAAGUAUUGUGACGUCCACUAAUAUUAUGCCAAUGGUGAUGCCUCAAAUCACAAAUUGGAAGUUGAAUGAUACCAAUUAUCAACAGUGGUCAAAAGCUGUUAAGAUUUAUCUGACAGGCUUAGGAAAGCAACGUUAUCUCACAGAUGACUCUCCUACGGAGGAUAGCAAGAAACUAAUGUGGAUUCAAGAGGAUGCCCAAAUUCUUGGAGCAAUAUGGAAUUCUAUGGAGCCACGAAUUGCUUACAUGUGUUCUCAUUGUGAGACAACAAAAGAAGUUUGGGAUUAUGUCCGGUUAUUAUAUUGCAGUAAUCUCUCACGGAUGUUUGAUAUUUCUUUGGAGUAUUUUCAGUUGCAACAAGAUAACAAGACAGUAACUGAAUACUUUGCUGAUCUUAAGCGAGUCUCAGAGGAAUUAAAUGUUGUAAUGCCUCUCUCAAGUGAUAUCAAGGUUAUGCAGAGGCAAAGAGAACAAAUGCUUGUGCUCAAAUUCCUGGCUGGUCUCAAGCCGGAAUUUGAACCAAUCAAAUCUCAAAUUUUAGCAGGUGAACAAUUACCAUCCUUUGCAGAGGCGUAUGCUCGGGUCUUACGUUCUGCAUCUAAGGACAAUGCACAGGGUGAUGGUGCUUUAAUUAAUGACAAAUCUGCUUUAAUUGCUAACAAUAAUCGGACAGAGCAACUUAAUUUUGGACGUGGCUCUCGUGGAGGAAGAAGUAGAGGAGGUCGUGGGGGUCGUGGAGGUCGAGGCACCCGUGAGUGCAAUCAUUGUGGUUUAAAGAAUCACACUCGUGAUACUUGUUGGGAUUUAAAUGGAAAACCACAUCGGUUUGUUAAUACGGUUACCACUGAUCAAACUGAAUCAAGUUCUUUAGCACAAGGAUCUCAGAAGACUGUUACCAUAUCUGAGGAAGAUUAUAUCAAAUUUCUGCAGUACCAAACUGCAAAUCACGCAUCUCUUCCCUCUACUUCUGUAGCACAAAAAGGUAAUGCUAUGGCUUGUCUCUCCACAUCAUCUAAUUUUGACUCAUGGAUCAUUGAUUCCGGAGCUACUGAUCAUAUGUCAGGAUUUGAAGACAAAGAGGACGAUUGGUGGAGGACAUGAGCAUAAUGGUCUUUACUUUCUCAACUCUAAUGGUCCGAUUGCGUGCCCUGCUACUGUUUCUCCUCUUGAAAUUCACUGUCGUUUGGGUCAUCCGUCUCUACAAAAUUUGAAGAAGUUGGUCCCUACCUUGAGUCAGUUGUCUUCAUUAGAAUGUGAGUCUUGUCAAUUAGGAAAGCAUCAUCGUGUUUCUUUUGUCCCUAGGGUCAAUAAACGGGUUUCGGAACCCUUUUUGUUAGUUCAUUCUGAUGUUUGGGGUCCUAGUCGAGUAACUUCAAAGUUAGG